This is a messenger RNA of Stegodyphus dumicola, 949 nucleotides long. RefSeq lists its product as uncharacterized. The record is from RefSeq and is a predicted model, not a curated record. NCBI's taxonomy places the organism in Eukaryota, Metazoa, Arthropoda, Arachnida, Araneae, Eresidae.
ACUGCAAUUUGGUAUUGGUAUAACCGUUGAAAGGAAACUGUUUCUCACUUAUUCAAAUAGGCAUUGCAACAGAUCAAGUCCUUCAGUAACAGGAAGGAUACCCCAAAUUUGAACCAAAAUGUGGUUUCUACUCUUCGCGUAUUUCAUCGCAUUAUCCUCAGGUUCGCCUGAUGAACUUGAUGAACCUACUGAAGAACAUCAUAUUUGUGAAGAACACCCCUACACAGCGUGUGAAGCUCUAAACCUGGAAAAGUUUCUUUUCCCAGAAAAUGAAGAAGAAUUUGCCAAACUUUGUGUAGUAGUUAAAAGCUAUGUGGAAUGUAUGCACAAAUAUUCCAAAGCCUGUAACAUAAAGAUAUUCCCAGCGGCCGGAGAAUACGAAAGUAUCAAUAGCCUGGUAAGCGAAGUCUGCGAUAAAGACACUUUGCUGCAUAAAGCCUAUUUGUUAAGUGCUCCAUGUUACGAGUACGCGGUGUACAACCUCAGCGAAGUUUGCUUUGAACCAGUGGCAGAACUCUUUUAUGAUAUCGAAGUACAGAUGGCGCUAGAUUCUCUGCAUACACCUCAUAAAAACCCUGAGUACCUAGGAACUGCUAAACUGAAAUGCUUGGAAAAUGUUGUCAUUGUCUCUUGUGUGGCUGAGUAUGCAGCUAUAAACUGCCUUACUUACGCCGGGCAAGCUACUGUAGAAAUUGCUCGUCGAUCAUACUACGUGACAGAUUGCCCUACUGAAACCGUAAAAGAACUCUUAAUUGCAUUAUGGAAACUGGAUACCUAUCGGCCUUUAAAAAAUUCCCUGAUACGAACUUUGGAAGGCAUAACAUUCUGAAACUGAAGAAUUGUUUUCCAGGUGAACGAUUUCGAUAGCAUUUGUAAUUAAAUUAUAAUAUUAGUUUGGAAAUUUUGCGUACGUUGCAAAUUUAAAUAAAGACAUUUCUUUAAAAUCAUA